This is a messenger RNA of Manis pentadactyla (Chinese pangolin), 2129 nucleotides long. It is a transcript of the gene RNF39, whose product is annotated as ring finger protein 39. NCBI's taxonomy places the organism in Eukaryota, Metazoa, Chordata, Mammalia, Pholidota, Manidae. The record is from RefSeq and is a predicted model, not a curated record. The transcript has 4 exons. Bases 224 to 1342 code for a protein of 372 amino acids. Gene Ontology annotation, molecular function: protein binding.
CUCCCUCCCUAUAAAGCCUGACGUGGUGGGGAGAUUGGCGGAGACUGAGGCUAGUUGAAGAGAGAGGCAAUCCCAGGAGGGGACGUAAAAGAGCCAGAAAGUUAAUGCGGGGGGCGGUAAGAGGUGCAUCGACUCAGCAAGCAGCAGGCGCCGCCUGCCGUCUGCACACUCGAAGGCGGUCGCGGUGGUCGCGGAAGGGACGUCGCCCAGACGCUGGCUUCCUAUGGAGGCGCCCGAACUGGUCCCAGGGCUGGUGGAGCGUCUGGAGCAGCUGGCGACGUGCCCGCUCUGCGGGGGCCCCUUCGAGGACCCAGUGCUCUUGGCGUGUGAACACAGCUUCUGCCGCGCGUGCCUGUCCAGCCGCUGGGGGACCCCGCCGGCGACCAGCUCCGAGGCGCCCCCCACCGCCUGCCCUUCCUGCGGCCUGCCGUGCCCCCGCCGCAGCCUGAGGUCUAACGUGCGGCUGGCGGUGGAAGUGCGCAUUAGCCGCGGACUUCGAGAAAAGCUGGCCGAGCCCGGGGCCCGAGCCGGGAGACGCCGAGGGGGCCGCAUCCCCACCAUGGGUUGUCUGGAUCCGCAAGGAGAGGAUAUAAGGAAGACAUGGAGAAGAUUUGAUGCCCCAACGCCCAAGUCAUCUAACUCAGAGGACGAGCUCCCUGAAGAUUACCCUGUGGUCAAGAACAUGCUUCACAUACUGACAGUCUCGCCUGACUCAGAGAAGCCCUGCUCACUCGGUCCUCUCCCUGCCUUUCCCUCUCCAGCCGACCUGACCUUGGACCCAGGCACUGCCCACCGGCGCCUGCUCAUCUCUGCAGACCGCCGCAGCGUCCGACUGGCCCCACCAGGGACACCUGCACCCCCUGACGGCCCCGCACGCUUCGAUCAGCUCCCAGCGGUGCUUGGAGCGCAGGGCUUCGGGGCCGGCCGCCACUGCUGGGAGGUGGAGACCGUGGAAGCCGCCUCCUUCGGAGACUCUUCUGGGGAGGAUGAAGACGACUGGGAGAGCCGCUAUGCAGUGGGCGCGGCCGGGGAGUCAGUGGGACGCAAGGGCCGCGUAGGGCUGUGCCCCUCGGGGGCCGUGUGGGCCGUGGAGGGUCGCGGCAGCCGCCUGUGGGCACUCACGGCACCGGAGCCCACCCUGCUGGUUGGUGCCGGGCCCCCGCCACAGCGCAUUCGUGUGGACUUGGACUGGGAGAGGGGCCGCGUGGCCUUCUACGACGGCCGCUCGCUUGACCUGCUCUUCGCCUUCCAGGCUCCAGGCCCCCUGGGGGAGCGCAUCUUCCCGCUCCUCUGCACCCGCGACCCCCGCGCCCUGCUACGCAUCGUGCCCGCAGAAGGCUGAGUCUCAAGCACAACUCCCACUCUAGUUUCGCCGGAUGCGAGGCUGCUUCCUCUUGGGCGCGGAAAUCCCCGCUCAUUCUCGGGGUCUUGUCCACAUGCCCAUUGCCAGAGUAGAGAGAAGCACCCCACCCACAUACAUUGUCUCUUUUCUCUCAAAUAGUAAGAUGGUCAACUGGCCUCCAAUUUCCACUUCCACACGCAAAGCCAAAUCCAUUCCUACCCCCUCCCUCUUGGGAUAUUUCUCCCCACAGCUACCGCAGCACCUCCCAAACGAAAUCUCCCUUUCUACCUUAUGCUAUAACAGGCCUGAAUUGGAGAAUAGGCCCCGCUGGUCAAAUAUUUACUUCCCACUCCUGCUUCUGCACAGCUCUAAGGCUUGGGAUGCUCUGUCCUGUCCACUCUGAGGUUUCCCCUCAAGUGAAACAAGAACCUCCCCUGAAGAAACAAAGAGGCUUGACUCUGCCCAGGCCCUAGGCCAUUUAGGAAGUUUAACAUCCUUUCUGGGAGUGGGGCAGGCCAGUUCUACUCUGUGGUGCCUACUUUCUAUGCCCAGAGCCUUUGCCCAUUAAGAACCUUCUUAAAACUUCCCUCUGCACAUACAGUAAAGAACCAGUAAUGCUACCUCUCCUUUCCUCAGCCUGAGAAUGGCCCAGACACCCCAAAUUUAUCCUUGUAUAUAGCCUCACAUUUUCCCCCUAUGUAUAAAUGGGCCCAUAUUUAACACGGUUUGUGAUGUUGGGUUAUUUAUUUUGUGCAUCUGUGGAAUAAAUGAGAUCUCAGUGGUGGUA